Messenger RNA from Penicillium malachiteum, 879 nucleotides. RefSeq lists its product as uncharacterized. Gene Ontology annotation, biological process: secondary metabolite biosynthetic process. Bases 1 to 879 code for a protein of 292 amino acids. Lineage: Eukaryota; Fungi; Ascomycota; Eurotiomycetes; Eurotiales; Aspergillaceae. The transcript is spliced from 4 exons. The record is from RefSeq and is a predicted model, not a curated record.
AUGGCGCAACUAGUCCCCCUCCCGGAAGUUGAACGUCUCAGCAGCACGGUAAUCCGCAUUCUAGGCGGGAACCCAGGAAAGUUCACACUGCAAGGCACCAAUACAUACCUCGUUGGUCGUGGACCCCAGCGAAUCCUCAUAGAUACGGGCGAGGGAAAGCCCACGUGGGGUGCCCGUCUUGAGUCCGUGCUAUCCGAGGAAAAAGCCACGGUGCAUCAGGCACUCUUGACGCAUUGGCACCAUGAUCAUGUUAAUGGGGUUCCGGAUUUACUACGGAUCUGUCCACAGGUGCAGGUCUUCAAGUCUGGACCUGGGGAAGGUCAGAGUGGGAUUUUAGAUGGUCAGGUCUUUCGGGUUGAUGGGGUUACUUUGACGGCGGCCCAUACACCUGGACAUACAGUUGACCAUAUGGUGUUUAUCCAUGAAGAGGAAGAUGCGAUGUUUACAGGUGAUAAUGUGCUGGGUCAUGGAACCGCUGUCUUUGAAAACCUCAAGGUCUACCUUUCUAGUUUACACCGGAUGCGAGAUCGGGUAUCCGGGCGUGGGUACCCAGGUCAUGGAGCCGUGAUCGAGAAAGCUAGUGCACGCAUCAGUGAGUAUAUCCAACAUCGCCAACAACGGGAAGAUGAGAUGCUCCGAGUACUACGCUCUGGAACGGUGGAAGUCUCAAAAGGGGAAGCCCUGCCCGAGCGUGAUCCUUUAAAAGAAUGGACACCAUUAGAAUUGGUGAAGGAGAUUUAUCGGGAUGUACCCGAAAGCCUCCAUUUGCCCGCAUCACAUGGAGUUCUGCAGGUGUUGAUGAAAUUGGAAGAGGAAGGGCAGACGGUGCAUGAUUCGGAGACGGGGGCUUGGAGGUUGGGUGGGAAAGCGGCAUUAUAG